AUAAAGGCAGCGAAGGAUCACAGCAGGAAGUGUCUGCCGAACCCGGCAGCUUGGAUAACUGUAUAAUUAUAAUUAUAUAAUAACACUUCUACUAAUACUAAUACUAAUAAUCUUCUGAGGAGAAAUGAGUCUGGGUCCUGUCGUGUCCUGUGUCCUCUGCAAUCGCUCCGAGGAGACGACGACCACCGGAGCUUUAUCAAUCAAAGAAGAAGUCGCUGCUCAUCAGAACUGUUUGUUGUUUUCCUCUGGUAUUUAUUGUCGGGACUCCCCUCAGUUUGACGACCUGUUCGGUUUCUCCGUAGAGGAUGUGCUGAAGGAGGUCACGAGAGGAAGGAAACUGAGAUGCCACAAAUGUAAGAAAAAGGGCGCCACUGCCGGGUGUGAGGUCAAAAGCUGCAAGAGGUCCUACCACUACCCCUGUGCAGUUCAGGAGGGGGCGAAGGACAUUGAAGAUCAGGUCAAAGGGAGUUAUGGGUUGUACUGCUUCCAACACCAACAGCCACAGAACACACAAAGCAAUGGUUUGGUGAAUAGGUUCAACUCCAACUCAUCAGAACCUGGAACCUCCACCAAUCCCCACGGAGCUGGAUCAACUAAGGUUCACUGUCUCACCUGUGAGAAGAAAGAAGGAAACAUCAGCCUGGAUAGUUUGUCUCACAGCGUGGUCAUGUGCUAUUGUGACAAACACGUUCCUUCGUCAUAUCAGAGGAACGGUGAUGAGGAUUCUACGGCAGCCGGACCGUCGGUUUCCAGCAGCGCCUCCAAAUCGCCCUGCGCUCCGACACGAUUGCCUGUCAAGAGACGGUUGUGUCGAGACGAGCUGGAGGAGAGCCCCUCGAAACGUCAAACUAAAGGACAGACGUUCACAACAACUGAAAAUUCUUCAGACUCAGAUAUGGGUUUGUUUGCCCCUUUAGAGUCAGACAUAGAUGAAAGUGCCAACUCUGUUCCAGAGCAGGAAUUUGUCAGGUAAGACUGAGACACAACAACAGCUGCUGAUUACAUCACCAUGCACAGUUUCUCUUUCCGCUGGUCUCUCGGUAUGAAACGGACAGUGGAGGAUAACUCCUUAAUGAUUCUUCUGCCUUCACAGACAGGACGGUCCCUCACAGUCUCCCUC
This is a messenger RNA of Platichthys flesus (European flounder), 1120 nucleotides long. RefSeq names its product PHD finger protein 11-like. Gene Ontology annotation, molecular function: histone deacetylase binding; histone binding. The transcript has 12 exons. The coding region runs from base 125 to 973 and encodes 282 amino acids. Gene Ontology annotation, cellular component: nucleus. Lineage: Eukaryota; Metazoa; Chordata; Actinopteri; Pleuronectiformes; Pleuronectidae. The record is from RefSeq and is a predicted model, not a curated record.